Messenger RNA from Hypanus sabinus (Atlantic stingray), 683 nucleotides. Its product is annotated as histone H4. Gene Ontology annotation, cellular component: nucleosome. The transcript has a single exon. Gene Ontology annotation, molecular function: DNA binding; protein heterodimerization activity; structural constituent of chromatin. Gene Ontology annotation, biological process: nucleosome assembly. The coding region runs from base 16 to 327 and encodes 103 amino acids. The record is from RefSeq and is a predicted model, not a curated record. NCBI's taxonomy places the organism in Eukaryota, Metazoa, Chordata, Chondrichthyes, Myliobatiformes, Dasyatidae.
GAGUGAAGCGGCAUUAUGUCUGGCAGAGGGAAAGGAGGCAAAGGACUGGGCAAAGGCGGAGCCAAGCGGCACCGUAAAGUGCUCCGUGAUAACAUCCAGGGCAUCACCAAACCGGCCAUCCGCCGUCUGGCUCGGCGUGGCGGCGUCAAGCGGAUCUCGGGUCUGAUCUACGAGGAGACCCGCGGGGUGCUGAAGGUUUUCCUGGAGAAUGUGAUCCGGGAUGCGGUCACCUACACCGAGCACGCCAAGCGCAAGACGGUCACUGCCAUGGAUGUGGUGUACGCUCUGAAACGCCAGGGCCGCACUCUCUAUGGCUUCGGCGGUUGAACAAACCUUCGUUCUUCCAAACCCAAAACAAAGGCUCUUUUAAGAGCCGCCCACCAACUCACGGAGAGAGCAGGCCGCAGGCCAUUGACCUGAAAUGUUAACUCUUCAAUUUGCGAUUACGUUUAAAACAAAAGUGUGGUCGAGUUGUCAUGAAAUUAUUGACAAUUGCCCCAUGGAUUUGAAAUCGCUGUGAACAGAGUGCGGGCUCUAUCGGGUCACUAAGAGCACCGUCGUUACGCUAAGCAGAUUAAAUUCCUAUUCUCUUAGAACAGGAACCCGAUCAGAGCGUUAAAAGAACCCCGGAUGGCCUGGAAGUUGAAAAGCCCGCCCGACAGUUUGAACCGUAGUUUGCAGAA